UUUCACUUUAAAAAAAAAAAAAGAUAGCCUAUCAAAAGUAAUUUAUACAUUCUGCAAUUGUUUGCCCCAAAGGUGUUAUGCCCCAGACAGGGCACCCUCUUUUACCCUAGUGGCAGUGAGCCUUCAUGAACAAUUUUACAUUUUGUUCCGACACCCUUAUAAUUUCCCUGAAUACCACAGUGCAUCGUCUUGUACAUGCUAAACUCGCCAAAUCUGGUCGUUUAAUAAUAACUGCAUAUUAAAGGUGCGUUUACCCCACUACCAGUGGAGUUUUGUUAAUAUGAACAGCAUUCACGCAUUUUCUACUCUGCGCGGUAGCCUGCACGGGCCUAACACAGCCUAGAAAUCGUUUUUAAAAUACUGACACGUUCACAGUGACUCAUUAGUGACAAGUUUACAGGAUGAGGAGGUCGUAGUCUCUUCAUGCUAAUUUUACCGGACGACCGAGGCGGAGCUUGAACCAUCAAGUAGCCGACUUCCCGCGGCAGCCCACGAGUCCCGGAGCGAGUCCACGGCGCAGCGAACCAUGCGAUACACUGGAUUAUUUAUAUCACUGCUUUCUUUUGUUCAUACGUGGGAGAGCCUCGAGGCGGCUUUGCCUCAUGUGAUGCGCUACGAUGUGGUCCGGCUCCGACCUCAGGCACUGAACGAGCGCGCGAGGAGGAGCGCCUCUCCUCUCGAGAUAUAUCCUGAACGACUUGAAUAUGAUUUGGCGGUAGACGGGAGGAACUUAACAAUUUCUUUGCACAAAAACAGAGAGCUUUUAGGAAAACAUUACACCCUCUCACAUUAUACCAAAGAUGGGAUUUCAGAGACAAAGUCUUCAGACAAUAUUGAUCACUGCUACUAUCAGGGACAUGUCCAUAAUUUUGAGGAAUCUUCAGUCAGUGUUGGGCUUUGCUCUGGCAUGGAAGGGUUUCUGCGAGUCAAAAAUCAAGUUUACUUGAUUGAGCCCCUAGAAGAGUCUUUGGAUGGCGAUCAUGCAAUUUAUAAGCAAGAGCAUUUAAGGACCAAGCAAGGGACCUUUGGAUACAUUAAUGACACAGUCUACAACUUUGGUCCAAAGUCUAGUGGGCUGUAUAAAGGCAAGAAUAUGAAAAAGAAAGCCCCCAGAGGAGGACAGCAUAUUGUUGAGUUGGUUUUAGUCAUUGAUCAUUCAGAGUGCAACAAGUUUGGAAGCGUUAAGAAGAUUGAAGAAAGAAUGAUGUUGGUCGCGAAUCAUGUAGACAAGCUUUACCGACCUCUAAACGUACGUGUGAGGUUGGUUGGACUUGAGCUUUGGUCUUAUAGAAACUUCAUUGAUGUCAGCAGUAUACCAAAUCAUACUCUGGAACGAUUUUUACAAUGGCGUCAAGACAACCUGCUCAAGAGGAAGAAACAUGACAAUGCGCAUUUUGUUACUGCUGUAGAUUUUGAAGGAUCAACAGUUGGGUUGGCCACAGUCAGUUCUAUGUGCUCUCCAUCCUCUGGUGCUGUGAAUGAGGAUCAUAAUAAAAAUCCCAUUGCAGUGGCUUCUACCAUUGCCCACGAAAUGGGACAUAAUCUGGGCAUGUCACAUGAUAAUUCAAACUGUGCAUGCUCCUCAGACAAGGGCUGUGUUAUGUCAGACACCAUUGGGUAUGUUUACCCUGAUUCCUUUAGCACUUGCAGUCAGUCGUCCUUAAAGACGUUUUUGCAGAGCUAUGACAUCAGCUGUCUACUAGAUGUGCCGGAUGAGGGUGAACUGUAUGGAGGCCCAGUUUGUGGAAAUGCGUUUGUUGAAAAAGGCGAGGAAUGCGAUUGCGGAACAGUUGAGGAAUGUAACAAUCCGUGCUGUAAUGCCACCACUUGUCAACUGACUAAAGGAGCCCACUGUGCACAUGGAGAAUGCUGCCACAAUUGCCAGCUGAAAAAUUCAGGUAGCCUAUGCAGAAAGAGUGCUCACGACUGUGAUUUGGACGAGUACUGUACAGGAGAGUCUGCCUUCUGUCCUGAAGAUGAAUAUAAGAUGAACGGACUCCCUUGCAAUUAUAAUCAGGGCUACUGUUACAAUGGACAAUGUCCUACACAUACGGAGCACUGCAAGAUGCUGUGGGGAUCAGAUGCUGAAGUGGAUUCUGACACCUGCUUUCAACAAAACGUUUUUGACAGAACAUCCAAGAGUGCUGAGCACAUGAAGUGUGGGAAAAUAUUCUGUUACGGUGGAAAUCCUUUUCCCAUAACUAACAGAAAAUCAGAAAUAACAAUAAAAUCGAAAACCUGCUACGUAGCUGUGGAUUCCUCGCCCACAGAUGACUUAGCGAUGGUUCCAGCAGGCACCAAAUGUGGCACCAAUAAGGUGUGUUACCACAACCUUUGCCAAGACAUUAGUAUAUACGGCACUGAGGACUGCUCUGAUAAAUGCAACAAUCGUGGGGUGUGUAACCAUGAGAGGAAGUGUCACUGUGAUCCAGGCUGGGCACCGCCCUAUUGUGAUGAACAAUUCUCAGAACGUCAAAAAAGAAAAGAAUCUGUUAUAAUUGGUGUGACUGCAUCUGUAGUCCUUCUUGGAUUGAUCAUUGUUAUCGGAGCACUUGUGUGUCACAGGAACAAAAUAACAGAAUUUAGAAACAAAAGGUCUUUGAAGGGCAUCCACACUUCCUCGGGCCAGUGCAAUCCGGCAUUUCAACCAGGAAGUGCAAAGAACAGCCCCAGAUUCACACAGUCACGCAUAAGUCAACCAACUUUCCUUGAGUCAUCCACCACUGUGGCCUGCAAACCUCUCUAUUCUGUAGCUACGCCCUCUAGACCAGCACCAAUGCCUCCAAAGAAUGCACCAAAAACUAGGAAAGAAGAGAUUGUGAAGCCUUCUGUCCCACCCUCUGCUAUUUCCAGAAACAUUCAUCCUGUUCAGGCAACGCCCCUGCUUUCACCAGCUAAACCACUUCCUCCAUCACGACCGUUGCCACCACUAGCAUCUAAACCUGUGACAAAGUCACAUCCACCUCCAGUGCCUCCUGUGAAGCCCGCCGGGAUGCAGCCAGCAUUUACUCCACCUCAGGUAAUUCAAAAGGUUGCACUGAAACCUCCUGCUAAGCCCAGAUGAUCUGGAACAAUACAAGUUUCUCUGAAUCAUUGGGAGCUUCAGAAGGACCUUGGUUAACAAAACUUGGGCAGCGUUUUACUAGCUGAACAAAGCUUGUUGUUUUUUUUUUGUGGUAUAACUCCAAAGAUUUGCACUGUAGGAAUCGCUUUAUACUUUUGGUACUACUUGUUUGUAAGUCCUUUUAUUGUAUUUUGGCUUUCUUUCUUUUCUUUUUUUUGUUUAUUUAUUGUAUACUUUAAUUUUAAAGAAUGUUAUUUGCAAUGUUUACAGUCCGUUCAGAUUAUGUCUCUGUGGAAGAAUUUGUACCUUAAAGUCCACAUCACAUUGCUGAAGAGUUGAAGAGUAAAGAAAAGGUUUUUUUUUUCUAGUAAAUUAUGGUGCAUUCAUUUUUGUUCAUGCAGCUUUUAUGUAUUUGCCAUAUUAUAUUUGUAAUUGAAAUAAUUUUUCAUUAUUUUGUGUAGAAUUUCUGGUUAUUUUUUAAAUUACAAGAGCAAUAUGCAAUAUGGCCUUUCUGAAGCAUAAUCCGUCCUUACUUUAGUUAUUUGCCUUAUUUAUAAGUUUCUUACAUCUUCUUUGUUGUUUGGUUGUGAUCUUGUGAUUUUUGCACUCAAAGACAAAGGCAAAAAUUAGUUUUUUGCCCACAGUGCUUUUUUUAAUUCAAAACAUGCAAUGAUCUCAGCUGGUCUGAUUUUACCCUUUAAAUAUGAAAAUUGGGUUUUAUUUCUUAACUACAAUAAAGUUUUUAGAUUUCUCUUUUAA
Puntigrus tetrazona (Sumatra barb) is the source of this 3823-nucleotide messenger RNA. It is a transcript of the gene adam8a, whose product is annotated as ADAM metallopeptidase domain 8a. The transcript is spliced from 25 exons. Gene Ontology annotation, molecular function: metalloendopeptidase activity; cell adhesion molecule binding. Gene Ontology annotation, biological process: regulation of cell-cell adhesion; proteolysis; positive regulation of membrane protein ectodomain proteolysis. The coding region runs from base 527 to 3064 and encodes 845 amino acids. The record is from RefSeq and is a predicted model, not a curated record. NCBI's taxonomy places the organism in Eukaryota, Metazoa, Chordata, Actinopteri, Cypriniformes, Cyprinidae.